AUGUUGCCUUCCACCGGAAGAGAAGGGGCCGCUCUCCCCGGCCAUCUUGUGGCGCCAUCCAGCGAACACUUCGCAUCGCCUCGUCGACUCGGAGGUGAUAUCCAGCUGAAGGGGCGCCAUCAUGCCCGGGCACCUGCAAGAAGGCUUCGGCUGCGUCGUAACCAACCGGUUCGACCAGUUACCGGACGACGAGUCCGACCCGUCCGAGAUCCUAAAAGCUGCGGAAAACAAGAAGAAGGAGGGGGCCGCGGCUGGCUCCGCUAAGACCGCGGCUCAAGCCGCCAAGCAGCCCAGGAAGGAGUCGCAGAAGGACAGGAAGAAUCCGGUGCCGGACAAGAAGGAGGAGUCCCAGCCUCCGGUGCCCCUGAAGAAAGAAGGUAUCCGGAGAGUGGGUCGGAGGCCCGAGCAGCAGGGUCCACAACACCAGGGGGGCCAAGGUGACGGGCGGCCGGCAGACAAGAGGCCGGACCGGAGACCUCCUCGGGAGCGCCGCUUCGAGAAGCCCGCGGAGGAGAAGCCCGAAGGAAGCACCAUGGACUUCUCCGCUGACAAGCCUUCUGGCGAGCGGCCCCCAAGAGGGCGCGGCGGCGGCGGCCGAGGGGGUCGCGGCGGACGAGGGCGAGGCAUGGGAAGAGGCGACGGCUUCGACUCCCGUGGCAAACGAGACUUUGACCGACACAGCAGCGGUGACAAAUCGAAUCCUAGAACUGAGGAAAAGCGUGGUGGCAGCGGCUCACACAACUGGGGAAACGUGAAGGAGGAAGCCAGUGAGGCCGAGCAGGCUCCUGCUGUUGAGGCGACCCCUGAGGGAGAAGAGGCUGCACCUGCCGGCUCUGAGAACAAGGAGAACGAGGUGGAGGAUGUGAAGAGCGAGGGCCCCCGGGAGAUGACGCUGGACGAGUGGAAGGCCAUGCAGGACAAGGAGCGCACCAAGGUGGAGUUCAACAUCCGCAAGCCCAACGAGGGCGCCGACAGCCAGUGGAAGAAAGGAUACGUGCUGCACAAGUCCAAGAGUGAGGAUAGGCCCGUGGGAGCUCUGAUUGACGCCACAGAGACGGAAGUAGAACCACCACCUCUCUUCCACAAGGGCAACGUGGACGAGUCUGCCGACCACCACUUCCGCAAACCGGCCAAUGACAUCACGUCCCAGCUGGAGAUCAACUUUGGAGACCUGGGCCGCCCGGGCCGUGGGCGCGGGGGCUCCCGUGGGGGGAGAGGAGGCCGUGGCGGGGGCAGCAGCAGGCCGGCGCGUGGCGGCGGGCGCUCUGAAAAGGUCGGCGGCGUGUCCGUCCCCAACGUGGACGACCCCGAGGCCUUCCCUGCCCUGGCCUAAACCCCCUCCUUCACCAGGCCUGCAUGCGUACUACUUUGUCCAAUAUUCCAGAACAUCCCACAAAAAGAAAGAUUUUCACGACAAAACCCAGGACUUCAUCCCAAAACCAACAAGACUCCCAUUUGACCUGAGGUGGGGAAGGACUUCUUGUUACUGACCUUUUUUUCUAUUUUGGACCAUGGAAGCAGGGAUGUUUUCAUUGUGCUGCUUUUCAGUUUCAGGCCAAUCUCUUCCUACAGCUCAGUAUUACGGCGCCCUGGAAGGUUCUUGGUAGCACCACACUACAUAUGGAACAUGUUUUAUGACAUUACAAUGGUUAUGUUUGAGAGGCACAGAGCGUCAUUCUACUUAAAACACACAAAAAAAAGCUUGGUAUUUUUCUGCUUGUUGUGCAGUGAAAGUAAACGCCUCUUUUCCUUUUUUUUUUUUUUUGGGGGGGGGCUAGUUUGCCUUUUUUGGUGGACCAGUGGUUUUAGUAAUGCUUUGUAUUCCCUGAUGGAGGUCUGCAGGGUGUGUAUCUUUAGGCUGGUCCUUUUAGCGCUAACAGACUACUUCUGGACCACUGAAGACAUGUGUUGAGAGAGAGUGUGUGUGUGUGUGUGUGUGUGUGUGUGUGUGUGUGUGUGUGUGUUUGUGUGUGUGUUAGAAGACUGUCUGCUACAAACACUCCCAAGUGGCAGAGGAAGUCAUUGAAAGCAUUUCUUGAGAUGUACUCGUGACAUAUCUUGUGUAACGUCCAGCACAUCUCAAAGAUCAUCCUGCUCCACAUUCAUUUCUCAUAUUUGCUGUGUAUUUUUUGUAUUUUUUGCAGCACAAGGUGUUUUAAAAAAAAAAAAAAAAAAAACGUCCGCCGGAGCCACCGAGAGCUACGGAAUCCAGUUUUAAUGAAGCCGGGGAGUCGACUGUAGCAAAGUUAAGUACUAAGUUACAAGUACAAAGUUAAGAGUACUUUUUAAAAGCUUUAAAAAGACGUGCCGCUGAUGCACCGGUGCAGAUUUUCCUCCUAGGGCCGUUGGAGGCCCCUGACGAUAAAACUCUCUGCAAACAUCCCUGUUCUAAAAAAUUGCUUUAGAGGUGUUCCGUGUACUCUCUAAUGGUCAAAGUCCUCGAUGCAGUAAGAGAAGCGUUCCUGCUGUGUUGUUAUACUGUAUAUUAAAGGUCAAAUAUGACACUA
This is a messenger RNA of Entelurus aequoreus (snake pipefish), 2507 nucleotides long. RefSeq names its product SERPINE1 mRNA-binding protein 1-like. Gene Ontology annotation, molecular function: mRNA 3'-UTR binding. The record is from RefSeq and is a predicted model, not a curated record. The transcript has 9 exons. The coding region runs from base 122 to 1333 and encodes 403 amino acids. Gene Ontology annotation, cellular component: cytoplasm; nucleus. NCBI's taxonomy places the organism in Eukaryota, Metazoa, Chordata, Actinopteri, Syngnathiformes, Syngnathidae.